GAAGAGGUGUGAGCAGCGUUCUCCCUCCGCGGCUGGUGUGACACUCGCUCGGCUCAGAGGACUUUGCGGAUGUACCUGACGGUUCUCCGUGUCUCCGAGUCACUGGACCKGACUCCCACCACGCCGACGGGUACGGAGCCCGAAACCCUCCGCCUGUGUCCCGCAGACACCCGUCCAGAGGAGGAAGGCAGGAGCUUUACACUACAGUCGCUACCAGAAGACAUUGAUUUCCUCCUGUUUAAUCAAUCAGAGAGUCCAGCUGCACUUCUCCUACACUCAUGCCGGCUGAACAAGCCGCGGUGUGACCACAUUGGGACUAUAUAUCUGCUUUAACCUCGGACUGAAGAUGGGGAUAAGAGUGUAGUGCUGUCAGGAAUGCCCCAGACUGUGUGCUCAGGCACCAUGUUUACCACUCCCAGUGGCUUCAGCCCUCAUCUGGCCUGUGCUGAACCUGGAGGGGAGGAGGAGGAGGCCCCGCAGGAAGGCCCAGGGACCGGGGCUAGCCUGGCAGAUGGGACCCCGUUCACCUCUGCCUCCCUGGACACCCUCAUCCAGAACCUGGUGCCCACUGCAGACUACUACCCUGAGAAAGCCUAUGUGUUUACCUUCUUGCUGAGCGCCCGUCUGUUCAUUCCUCCUCCGGAGCUGCUCGCCAGGGUGUGUGAGCUGUGCAUCAAGCAGCAGCAGCUGGACCAGAGCCCACUCGAUACGGUUAAAGUUCGCAAGUUUGGUCCCAAGAUCCUGCAGCUGCUGACAGAAUGGACAGAGACGUUCCCGUCAGAUUURAGAGAUGAGAAGAUGGUCGGACACCUGAAAGACAUCAUCCGCAGGAUAGCUCCGUGUGACGAGGCCUACUGGAAAACCCUGAACCAGAUGCUGCAGAAGCUGAGCCAGAGGCUGGCCCUGAUGAGCCAGGGGGAGGAGAGCAUCGUCAAGGUCUCCCUCAACGCUUCCUCCAUCUCRGACAAGCUCGUGGCUUUCAAGACCAAGCCUCCGCCCAUACAGAAGGACAUUUUCUGCAUCUGCAACGACCCCUACACGCUGGCACAGCAGCUCACCCACGUGGAGCUGGAACAUUUAAGCCAUAUUGGGCCGGAGGAGUUUGUCCAAGCCUUUGUUCAGAAAGACCCACUGGAUGGAACUCAGCAGCCGUGUUUCAGUGAUCAGAAGAAGAAAACCUCCAACCUGGAAGCUUAUGUCCGCUGGUUCAACAGACUGUGUUACCUGGUAGCAACAGAGAUCUGCAUGCCAGCAAAGAAGAAGCAGAGAGCCCAGGUCAUUGAGUUCUUCAUCGACGUAGCCAGAGAGUGUUUCAACAUCGGAAACUUCAACUCCCUCAUGGCCAUCAUCUCUGGCAUGAAUAUGACUCCMGUGUCCCGACUGAAGAAGACUUGGAGUAAAGCCAAGACCGCCAAGUUCUUCAUUCUGGAGCAUCAGAUGGAUCCUACGGGAAACUUCUACAACUACAGAACGGCCCUGAGGGGGGCUGCCCAUCGCUCUCAGACUGCCAACAGCAACAGAGAAAGGAUUGUGAUUCCUUUCUUCAGCCUGCUUAUUAAAGACAUCUAUUUCCUGAAUGAAGGCUGCGCUAAUCGCCUGCCCAACGGCCACAUCAACUUUGAGAAAUUUGUGGAGUUAGCGCGACAAGUGGGCGAGUUCAUGACUUGGAAACAGGUGGAGUGUCCCUUUGAGGAGGAUCAGGCCAUCCUGCACUACCUCCACACCGCUCCCAUCUUCAGCGAGGACGGGCUCUAUCUUGCAUCCUAUGAAAGUGAGAGUCCAGAAAACCAGGUAGAGAAGGACCGAUGGAAAGCCCUCAGGUCCAACGUCCUGUCGAAGACAUGAGUGGACGACGGCUCUAACCCUCUCACCAUCACUGAAGCUCGUGUUCUCUUUGCACUAAACUGGACUGUGAAGGAGCCUAAAGCUGGUACUUAGGUGUUAUUGGGGUUUUUUUAUGAACAACUUGUGUGAAGAAGAAGAAAAAAUGAAAUGACGAUGAACAGGAUUCAUCAACAUGAGUGUGUAAAAUAAAUGAAAAUAUUCAAAAACAAAAAACAGAACAACAACAAAAAAAGCUUUGCAGGAUCUUUUAGCUACAGGAUGUUGGAGAGGGACGCGGCCUCUCCGUCCCCCUUCUGUGUGUUUACUCUGUGAACAUGUUUACCACUGUAGAACGUACAGUUACAGGGAAAAACCACUUCAUUGUACCAACUACUUGAUGCUGUUUCGUGUAUUUUCUCCUCUCUUACUAUCUGUUUGGAUUUCAUCCAGAGCCUUGAUUAAGUCUUUAAAAUACUGCAACCAGACAUCAAAGCGACGUACAGGGCGCUGGUUAGCCCAGAUUUCACAAAUGAAGGGAUUGGAGUCUGUGUGAACGUAAUCCCUGUGUGUGUGUGCGUGUGAGUCUCYUGUUGCACGGGACUGACCCCAGAACAUGUCUCAUCUCUUUAUUUAUUUCAUUCUAUAGGGAAAUUGAACUUGGUUUAAAUGUAUUUUUUUAUGUGCUUACUCUUUUAUUUUUAUGUGUUGUGCCAUUAUUGUAAUUAAUCUACUGUAAUCUCAUCAUGGCGACAUCAGACGUUAGGCCAGGUGUAGAUUGUGUACAGGUGAUGUUAUGAACCCUCCCUGCCCUCAUCUUUCUGCUCUGCAGGAAGUUUUCUCUGACUGAUGUUCAGUUGUCUUGAUAUAUUUAUGGAGAUCUCUGUUCUGACAGAUGUGAAGUUUUUAUUGUAACUUUCCUUUACAGAAACAUGAAGUCCAGCGGCAGGCUGCGGCAGGUGGUUUUAAAGGGGCAUUAGUGUAUCCACCUUUUAAAAACUGUUCAACCUUGCAGUGAAGUGUUGCUUUCUUUUAUUUAUUUAUUUUUCUAUGGAAGUGAAAUUUAGAUUUGAAGAAUGAAACUUGUGCCACCAGUUGUUAUGACAAGUCAGGUUUCUUCUACUCAAAACGUGUUUUUUUCUUUUUUUCUUUUUUUGUGGUAUUAACAUGGAGUGGAGUGGGAACUGUGUAAUUAUAUGCUUCUUUAAAGCAUUCAGUUAUUGAUUGAUGUCAGUGUUUUCUCUUUUACCAAGCACCUUUCCCUCUCCACAACGGACUGACUUGAACCCUCCCAGCUGAUCUCUCAUCAUUUAGAAACUUGCUUUGUUAACUCGUUCCUGGAUAAGUUAUAGAAGGAAGAAGAAAUAAGUAAAACAGAAAUGUGAUGUCAAAUCUGCCAUUCAUAUUGAAAACGUGUUUGACUAAAACAUGGAUAACUCUGUAUUCUCAGUGACAAUCGCCUGCAUAACAUCAGUUUAGCUCUUUUUAUCUGCUAUCAGACUGCCAGAUCCAUUCUUACUCUUCUUAUUUUCUGUAACAUACAAAACCAUGUGCAGUUUAGAGAUCUCUGGGUUUUUCUCCUGGGUGUUUGGGUCAUAAACACAGACCUUUGGCUUUGACAUCGCUGCAGGAUUCGUGGUUCCUGAAACGAGCCUUUAAUAAAAAUUAACCAUGCCUAA
Molecule: messenger RNA, 3500 nt
Organism: Austrofundulus limnaeus
Lineage: Eukaryota; Metazoa; Chordata; Actinopteri; Cyprinodontiformes; Rivulidae
Product: ras-GEF domain-containing family member 1C
Exons: 14
Coding region: 376-1845 (489 amino acids)
Biological process (GO): Ras protein signal transduction
Cellular component (GO): plasma membrane
Molecular function (GO): guanyl-nucleotide exchange factor activity
Source: RefSeq, a predicted model, not a curated record